AUGCUUCAGCUCCGUUUGACAGUCGUCGCUCUCCUCGGCCAGGCUCUGGCGGCCCCUGCGCCGUCGGUCCCUCAUGCCGACGCCUUGGGCACUCUCCAGGCUCUGCAUUACAACAACCUGGGACCUGCGAACAACGGAACGUCCGCAGUCUUUGUCCAUGACAUCGUGACCCACGCGGAAGCGUCUGCUCGCUGCGGUGCCCUCGGCGAGCAGCUGUACCCUCUAGCUGCUGCCUCCAAGGCCAACCGGACGGAACUGGAUUACCAAUUCGACUACCUGAUAUUCUCCGACAGUCUCCAGUCGGACAAUAUCUGGGUGUCGUCCAACACCUCCAACUGCCUGGCAUAUUCCCUGGAGCAGGCGGACUUCGUCUCCACUCCGUGCAGUCGCAAGCUGCCUGCCCUUUGCACCUCGCAUGUCCCCCCAACCACGGAUCAGAACCGGGCUGCCGUCCCAUCGUCCAGAAUCUCCGUCGCCUCGCACGACUACACCAUCACCGGCUACCGCGAUGCCCGCUCGUUCCGCUUCCUGGGCAUCCCCUUCGCCAAUCCCCCGGUUAAUGCCCUGCGUCUGGCCCCGCCGCAGCCCUAUACCGGCGCCAAACAGAUCGAAGCCACACAGGUGUCCGCCUCGUGCAUCCAGUCGUCCUCGUCGUUCGGCGCUCUGGACACGCCCAUCUCUGAGGACUGUCUCUACCUGAACGUCUACACCCCAGUGCUCCCCGGCCCCUCCAAUGCCACCAAACCCGUCGCCGUCUACUUCUACGGCGGCGCCUUCACGGCCGGCAGCGCGUCCAUCGUCGACUACGACGGCGGCAACUUCGCCAGCCGCAACGACGUCCUCGUCGUCACCGUCAACUACCGCGUCGGCGUCCUCGGCUGGCUCGCCACCUCCUCGCUGACCGGCAACUACGGCACGCGCGACCAGAUCCUCGCCCUGCAAUGGGUCCAGCAACACAUCCGCUCCUUCGGCGGCGAUCCCUCCCGCGUCACCAUCUUCGGCCAGUCCGCCGGCGGCCAGAGCGUUGUCGCCCUGCUGUCCUCCCCAGCAGCCAAAGGCCUGUUCUCCGCCGCCAUCGUCCAGUCCGCCCCUCUCGACCUCCCCUGGUUCACCCGCUCUGUCUACACCGAUCUCAUCGUCCCAGCCCUCGCCCCGGCCCUCGGCUGUCCUCACCACAUGUACUCCGACGCCAGCCUCGUCGCAUGCCUCCGCUCUCUCCCAUCCUCCGCCUUCCUCGAUAACUCCACCACCUUCGAAUCCGCCAUCGCCAACGCCUCUGCCGCUGUAGCGUCGAAAUACCUACACUCCUCAUCCCUCCUCGCCUCCAUCGAACCACUCCUCCCGAUCCUCGACCCGGAAUCCGGCAUCAUCGCCGACCAAUUCCACUCCCUGCUCAACUCGUCGUCCGGUGGACUGAAUAAAGUGCCAACCCUCUUCUCCACCGUCGCCGACGAAGCAGCCCUCUACGUCCCACGGUACAGUCCCCCGCUCGGCUCGUCGCAGUCGGCAUUCAACGCUCUCUUGGGGCUGGCAUACCCGGCCCCGUUGGCUGGUGCGUUGAUCAAUGCGUCUGCUUACACCACCUCCCCUUCCCCCGGAGGGCAAGGGAUGGAAGGGAAAGGGGGAAACGACUCCGUGCGCAUCCUCGCCGCAACAGCCCUGACCCAGAGCGAAUGGACCUGUCCACUCUCCUCCCUCCUCCGCACAGCCAACCACACCACCCAAACCAACCAGACAAACCACCCCCAAACCCCCUGGUACAACCUGAAGUUAGAAAAAGGCCACAUCCAAACCACCCUCUCCACGCCCCCGACCUGCUCUCCCCGAACAAGCAACGCCAAAAACGCAACCUGCCACGCCGCAGACGUGCUUCCGAUCUGGGGAACCCUCAACACCAAGACCCAGCAUGUGGAUGCGUACUAUGACGCUCGGGAUGUGUUGCUCUCGCAGUUACUGGCGGAUGUGUGGGGUGCGUUUGUGAGGAGCGGGGGGGAUCCGAAUCCUAAUUCCUCUUGGCUUUCGGUGUCUAAGGGUGGGGAGGGGAAUGGGAGGGGAGAUGGCAAUGGGAAAGGGGGGAGAGGUCCGGCGUAUCAGUAUACCCGAGAGGUGUUUGGGGAGGAUGGAGAGGGGUUUAGGAUUGCGCCGGUGGGCCAGAGUAGCGAGGUUAGUGUGUUGGGGAGGACGCAGGGCAAAGAGCAGGAUCCUGGAAAAGGCGUCGCGUGUCGCGUGUUUGAGGAGUUUGGGUUUACGUAUGAUCGCGCGGGAUUCACUUAG
Aspergillus steynii IBT 23096 is the source of this 2274-nucleotide messenger RNA. RefSeq names its product putative cholinesterase. The record is from RefSeq and is a predicted model, not a curated record. The transcript has a single exon. Bases 1 to 2274 code for a protein of 757 amino acids. NCBI's taxonomy places the organism in Eukaryota, Fungi, Ascomycota, Eurotiomycetes, Eurotiales, Aspergillaceae.